AUGAAGGCCAAGAUUCUACAAACCGCCCCAACUCCCCCGAUGCCUACCAGUGAUACUGAGAUGCUGCUCGACUCUUUCAAGAUCUUCAAGGUGGUCAAGAGCCUCUUCGUUUUGUGUGGGCUGUGCAGCCAUGCAGCCUCGCAUACCAUGCGUGUCCGGCUACCGACCUGCAAGUGCCCUACGUGUGCGGCGGUGGUGCCCUUUACCCUGUGA
Messenger RNA from Phytophthora sojae, 213 nucleotides. RefSeq lists its product as hypothetical. The coding region runs from base 1 to 213 and encodes 70 amino acids. The transcript has a single exon. NCBI's taxonomy places the organism in Eukaryota, Oomycota, Peronosporomycetes, Peronosporales, Peronosporaceae. The record is from RefSeq and is a predicted model, not a curated record.